Messenger RNA from Adineta ricciae, 3171 nucleotides. NCBI's taxonomy places the organism in Eukaryota, Metazoa, Rotifera, Eurotatoria, Adinetida, Adinetidae. The record is from the annotation of a GenBank genome assembly.
AUGUCGGAUCAUAAUCUAGUUGAUGAUCCACUUGUUUCGUUUGAUCAACCAUCACCAACGAAAUCCAAAACGAAUGAAUCUUAUGAGAAUCGCUUGUUAGAUGAUAUUGAUCCAUUCGGCAAUCAUAAUGGAACAAACGGAAAUAGUACCAAUGAUUCCAAUCAAUUUUCCAUAACAAAUGAUCUUUUCCCAACAGAUCCCGAUCAGGAUGAGAAAGCGAAUCAUCACGAAUAUUCCACGCAGAAAAAUGAAGAAUCAAAAGAUUCACCUUGGAAUUCUCAGACGUAUAUGAAUGGUAGUGCAGCAAAUCAAAAUACACUUUUACUUGAAUUCGAUCCUGAAGCACCUAAUCCAGCAGCCGAAAAUUCUACUAAUCAAAACUCGCUAUUUUCUAAUGACCAACCAACGAAUGCGGCAACUCAGCAAAAUAACCAAACCGAAAGUCUUCUUGAUUUCGAAGGUUCAUCUGAUAAUACCAAUGAGUUCCAGCAACAAUCACAUUUAACUAGCUUCUCCAAUCCAGCACCUAAUCUUGAGUCAGCAGAUACCGAUCAGAACGUGCCUUUAACCCCUCAAUCCGCUGAACAAGAACAAGAACUAUUGCAUCAAGCAUUUGAUGAAGUCAAUCAUGCUGCUCAAGAAUUGGUGGCCAAAGUUGACUUAGUUACAACACCAACUCCACCCCCAACAUCCGACUCGCAACCACCACCAUCAUUUGAUACAGAACAAAAAGCUGAUGUUCCAAUUGUACCAAAAUCAGCUGCUGCUACUGCUACCGCUACUGCAACUACUCCAAAAGCAGACUCAGCAUCAUCAAUAAAGAAGCCUGCUGCCAGUGCUACACGACCGACGAGUGCUACCAAACCGAAGCCAUCAUCAACAGCUGUUGCGGCAUCUAAAAGCACAGAACAUAAACCAGCUGCUGCAACUUCAACUACUAAAAGUACAGAGCAUAAACCAACGGCUUCGACAACAAAAACUACUGAAUCAAAACCAGCAGCAACUGCGUCAGCGACAGGUCGUAAAACAAUCCACUCUGCACCAGCAACUGGCUCUGCGUCGACAGCUACCAGUAAACCAAAAGCAACACCUACUUCACCUUCUGCGGGACCUUCGACAACUCCAAAACCAGCGCGUGAUGUUCCAUCUAAAUCUUCUUCAACUGCAGCAACAGCAGCAGCAGCAGCAGCAACAACAGGAGUAACAGGAACCGCAUCUUCAACAGCAACUAAGCCCAAGCCUACUGCUAGUUCUACGACGGCAACAAGUACAUCUCGAUCAACAAUUAAACCAGUAACAAAACCAACUCGCCCAUCGACAGCUCCCAAAACUUCCGCUUCAACAGCAUCAGCAUCUACUGAUCAAGAAACAACCAUACUUUCCACAGCACCAGAGGCUAGUUCUUCGUCUGCAUCUACGACAGCGAAACCUAAUAUACGAGCACCAUUGCACUCUACUAAACAACCAACAAAAACAACUACAACCACAAGUACUGCUGGUGCCACAGGUACAUCGCGCACAGCUGCAUCGACGACUAAAUCAACAGCUGUCAAAGAACGACCGACGUCACAUAGCCGUGCAACAACAAGACCAGCAACAGCCACUAGUGCAUCGGCUACAACAGCUCCUAAACGGGCGAAUAGUGCUAGUCGUCCAGCAACAGCUGAUACUGCGUCACGUCCAGCACGAUCAGUUGCGGCCGACGGUGCUUCAGGAACAACGGCUGCACGACCACAAUGGAAUUCCACUACUUCUAAAGUAGGCUCUCUUCAAAAUGCAAGUCACAAAGCUGGUGGCGGUACUGUGAAGAUUCCAAAUCAAAAACUUCAUUGGAAUGCUAAAUCAAAAGUUGGCUCGCUCGACAAUGCUAGUCACAAAGCAGGCGGUGGCACGGUCAAAAUUGAAAGUAAAAAGCUCGAUUUCAAAGAGAAAGCCAAAGCCAAAACCGACAGUGGUCAUCACGAAACGAUGACAUCUGGUAAUAGUGAUGGAGCAAGUGCUAGUACAACAGUUAACGAUGAACAACAGAAAGAAACUCAACCAUCAGACGAACAACAAACUCAUGAUGACGGAAUCAAUUAUGAAUUGAAGUUCAUUCCACAUGAACGACCGAAUACUCCAGGAAGAGACGAUAUUGAUGUCGCCGCAAAAAAAAAACCUCGAAGAAAACGUACCUUUGUACGCGGAAAACGAUGCGUAGUCCAACAAGUGCGUGGACACGGACGACUGGAAGAUCCACCAGCUCGAAAUGCUGCAUGGCGUUACGGUUUCAAUGUUCCGGUUAAUUACGAUGAUGUGGGAUUGAAUUGUGGCGGAUUAAGUAUUCAAAAAGCAAAUGAUGGUAGAUGUGGCAUCUGUGGUGAUUCAUAUUCAGGUCCACGAGAUCAUGAAAUAGGUGGGAAAUAUGCGACGAAUACUAUCGUUCGAAACUAUAUAUCAGGUUCUCAAGUCGAUGUGAAAAUUUUACUAACGGCAAAUCAUGUCGGAUUUAUGGAACUUCGUUUAUGUCCAUUGGACGAUCCCAAUAGGGAAGUGACCCAAGAAUGUCUCGAUGAGAAUUUGCUCUUUAUUGAAAACUUCGGCACGCACUAUCCAGUUAACGAAGGCACGGAUACGAUUCUAUUAAAAGUUCAUCUACCUGCUGGUCUGUCAUGUUCUCACUGUGUAUUACAAUGGCGCUAUCAUGCCGGAAAUAAUUGGGGUACAGACGGUACGACAGGACGAUCAUGUCUUGGUUGUGGUUAUCAAGAAGAGUUUUAUAAUUGUGCUGAUAUUAGUAUUGCUCCUGUAGAUGGUGAUUUCUUAGCAGGCUUAUCGACGAGUUCAUCAACAGAGCAAUCAAUCUUCGUUGCUCCAUUUGUGGAUCCGAUAUUAAUCCCACCUGAAGUCGAACAAGCAUCGAUUCUUUCAAAUGAAUUCUUUAUUACCACCACCACCACCGUCACAACAACAACAACAACAACAGCAGCAGUAGUUGAACCAUCAAUGAACUUUCUCUUCCCGUACCAACCAUCCGAAGAUUUAAUCACUCAAACAACUAAAAGCAACAAAACUCUCCGUUGUUUUCCGACUCAUGAAGUUCUCAAACCGUUAGUCGGAAUCGAACAUUGGUGUCUCCAGCUAUGUGUUGUCCAUUGUCCACCAACAUUAUGUGCAUGCGUUGAACUUUAG